This is a messenger RNA of Magnolia sinica, 2585 nucleotides long. Its product is annotated as type I inositol polyphosphate 5-phosphatase 8. Gene Ontology annotation, molecular function: phosphatidylinositol-4,5-bisphosphate 5-phosphatase activity; phosphatidylinositol-3,4,5-trisphosphate 5-phosphatase activity; inositol-polyphosphate 5-phosphatase activity. The record is from RefSeq and is a predicted model, not a curated record. Lineage: Eukaryota; Viridiplantae; Streptophyta; Magnoliopsida; Magnoliales; Magnoliaceae. The coding region runs from base 198 to 1739 and encodes 513 amino acids. The transcript is spliced from 11 exons. Gene Ontology annotation, biological process: phosphatidylinositol dephosphorylation.
AGAAGUAAAAAAAAAAAAAAUCUUUCGUCUACUGACUCUUUCAUCCGAGACAAGAAGAAGAGAAGGGGAAGAAAGAGAAGCAUUCCUUUUCUCCAACAGAUCUGCCUCUUCUUUUCGGGAAUUACUCGUUCUUGAAGAUGUUUCGUUUGUUUUAGAACUGGGGUUUGGAGUUGGAUUUUCUUUGAAGCUGGGCAGAGAUGAGAACAGAAACUUGUAGAAAUUCUAAGUCUUCGUGGCCGAAAACAGUGGUGAGAAAAUGGCUAAACAUAAAGAGCAGAGCCGACGAAUUCCAUUCCGAUUACGGGAUAAUAGGAGGGAUGGAAGAGAGGCGGAAGAGCUGCUCAGACAAGGACCGCUACGUUCCCCUAAAGGGGAAUAUAUUGUCAGGAGCCGUGGAAAAUCUGAAACGGCCGCGAUUCGAACCGGAUGCGCCGGCUGUCUCUGAGACUCAGAACCUAAGGAUGUUUGUGGGGACUUGGAAUGUUGGAGGGAAAGCGCCGCACGGGGGCUUGAAUUUGAAGGAUUGGCUCAGCACUCCCACUCCAGCUGACAUUUACGUCCUCGGGUUUCAGGAAAUCGUCCCUUUGAAUGCAGGGAACGUCCUGGGAGCAGAGGACAACGGUCCUGCCGCGAAAUGGCUUUCCCUGAUACGCAAAGCCUUGAAUAGCAGCAGCAGAAGAGACCUCGAUUUUGGCCAGAAUUACAACAGAGCCACCACCCCACCUGAAGAACCGAACCAGAAGCCGAGGGUUAGCUUUUCUGAUCUUCUCUCUUUAGAAGACGAGAUUGAAGAAGAGGGCUUGGAAUUUAGCGAGGAUUUCCCGAGCAUUGCCGAUUUCUUCUCGUCUGGGUUGCCGAGGAGCGGCAGCACGACACGUGGCAGCUAUUGCUUGGCCGCCAGCAAGCAGAUGGUGGGCAUUUUCUUGUGCGUCUGGGUGCGCAAUGACCUCAACCGGCACAUUAGCAAUUUGAAGGUGUCGUGCGUCGGGAGAGGCAUCAUGGGCUAUUUGGGAAAUAAGGGCUCAAUUUCCAUUAGCAUGACACUGCACCAGACGACAUUCUGCUUUGUCUGCACCCAUCUGACCUCGGGCGAGAAGGAAGGAGAUGAGCUCCGGAGAAAUUCUGAUGUCAUGGAAAUCCUAAAGAAGACGAGGUUUCUGCAAUCUCAUAGAUUGUCCAGCCCAGCAUUUUCCCCUGACAGCAUCUUAGAACACGACAAGAUUAUCUGGCUUGGGGACCUAAAUUAUCGCCUUGCUUCGGGAUAUGGUGACACACAAGAGCUGUUGCAGAAGAACAAUUGGCAAGCUCUGUUAGAUAAAGACCAGCUACGGAUUGAGCAGAAGGCAGGCCGAGUAUUUAAAGGAUGGGAAGAGGGGAGGAUAUAUUUCGCUCCUACAUACAAAUACCUUGAGAAUUCAGAUCGGUAUGCCAUGCAAACCACUAAAUCCAGGGAUAAGCGACGAACGCCUGCCUGGUGCGACCGCAUCUUGUGGCGGGGGGAAGGGAUGAAGCAGAUGUGGUACACAAGGGGCGAGUCAAGGUUCUCAGAUCACCGUCCGGUCCACUCGCUCUUCACCGUACACGUGGACGUGGCCAGCAAAAGCAAGGUCAGGAGAUCCGGUAUCCCCACGACAGCAACAAACUCCUCAUCGUGCGCCAGAGUACAGGCCGAGGAGAGGCUGCUCAUGUUCACAAGGACAGAAAGCUGCCUUCAACCAACCUCAUCUAGGUGGUUCUGAUGAUGCUUUCUCCUCGUUCGUGUGGACUUCGGAAGUGGACUCUCCUCACACGUGCAUGAUACUGGAGCGGUUCAUCAGGAUAACCUGACUGUUUGGAGUCAAAGGCUCGAAAAUCGUGCUGAUCUGAUUCGUGGUGGGGGCCACACGUUCAAGAAUGAUUUGGAGCAUCCAUGAGGAAAAGGACAGAGCAGUGAAGAAGGGAGGGAAAUGAAAGUUUCUUCCGCCUGCUCGCCGUUUCCUAACGGUAAAGGGUGGGAGUGGGCUCGGCGUGCGAGGAGGGGGACCAAUGCGCUCACGCGUGCAUGAUAGCACGCCACCUGUCCGUCACGUGCUCUUUAAAAGGGUGGAGGGCAAAAGUGUAAAUUUAUGGGCUUUGUUUUUUCAGGAAGGCCUCCAUCUCCUCCUAUGAUGAUGAGGGAGCAAGACGACAGUCCUGAGCAGAAAGAGAGAGAGAAAUGCCUGCAUCUUCUUUUGUUGCAUACGUCAUAUGCGCGGUUUUAUCGAUGCGCUUCUUUGGUUAGUGUGCGACUGAGCCUUGCUGUUAGAGAUAAGAAAUACAUAGAAAUAGAAAGAGAGAAAGAGAGAGAUAGAGCGAAGGAAUGUUGGCUGUUUUUCUUCAGGCAUUUUCAGGAGGGGGUUUCAGCUUUUAUCAGAGGCGUGUUGGAGAGAGGGAUAGAUGGACAAAAGCUUGUUGUAGAAAUGAUUUGGAUGGUGGCUGUUUGGUUGUGUCUAGCUGACAAUAACCUUCCCAUGCCUUUUUUUUUUUUUUCUCCUUCAUUAUUUUUUUUUUGGUUGUUUUUUCUUUUUCAAUAUUAAAAUUCUUGUUAUAUAGUCUUUUUUCUCCCA